Molecule: messenger RNA, 1976 nt
Organism: Tribolium castaneum (red flour beetle)
Lineage: Eukaryota; Metazoa; Arthropoda; Insecta; Coleoptera; Tenebrionidae
Gene: Dok
Product: Downstream of kinase
Exons: 3
Coding region: 297-1718 (473 amino acids)
Biological process (GO): positive regulation of MAPK cascade; Ras protein signal transduction; cell surface receptor protein tyrosine kinase signaling pathway
Cellular component (GO): cytoplasm
Source: RefSeq, a predicted model, not a curated record
CACCAGUGUGAACACACAUUUUGGGCCCAAAGUAUAAAAUUAAUGUAGUUUUUUCCACAUUUUGCCGACCUGUAGCGUUUCGUAAAACAAUUUUAUGUUGUAUUUGUUUCGCAUCCAAUUAUCUUUUGUCCACUUUUUGUGCAAAAAAAAUGAAACGUGUCAGCGUUGUUUUGACAUUUGAAAAUGACACAUCCGUAUAGGUUAGGUUUAAGUGAUAAGGAGUGAUAUGUUUGUGAUAAAACGCGACCUAAACCACCCAACACGCCUAAAAAUUCAAAUCCCCACAUUCCCAAAUAAUGGAAAAUGAAAACGAGGUGCACCGUGGCUUCCUUUUGCUACCACCAAGUGGUAAACUCUUGAUGAAGAAAUCCUGGCAGCAGAAAUACUGCUACUUGUACAAAGCCAGUAAGUUUGGGAUUGAAAGACUGGAAAUCUACGACAGUCCGGACAAAAGUAAAGGUCCUCCGGUCCGGAUAAUAACCUUAAAAAACUGCAUCAAGCUCACACCGGAAGCCGACACCCGCUUCACGAUCACCACCAAAGCCAACGCUUGCCCGUACGAAUUCUGCGCCUUGAAUUUCGAGGAGAAGCAGAAGUGGUUGUCGGCUUUUCAGGCGGUGGCGUUUCCUGAUGAUGUUUCCGCGUUGACUAGCAUUGAAGAAGACAAUGAUUUGUAUUGUUCCUCGGGUGAGGGGAUUUUUAAUGUGAGGAUUCACCCUUCAGCGGCGUCGGAAAGGUGUGGACUUGAUAGCGGGUCAAUGUAUACUUUAGUGCUGACUUCGACUGCCAUGCAGUUGAAGAGCCCCUUUGAUGGGGCUGUUUUAUACACUUGGCCGUAUUGUUUUAUAAGGCGGUAUGGGUACAAGGGGGGGAAGUUCACGUUUGAAGCCGGGAGGAAGUGCGAUUCGGGGGAAGGGACCUUUUUUUUGGAGCAUUCCAAUCAACAAGAGAUAUUCAGAGUCCUCUCCUCGAAAAUGAAAUCAAUGAAGAAACUCCUCAAAGAAGACUCCAACCCGUCGCUGCCGCUGCUCGAAUGUGGCGACAACCAAUUCCACGCCGCUCUCAGUAUGGAGGCCCGAUCUCGCAGUCCCUUGCCUCCCUCGCCCACCGCCUCGACCACCCUCCACGACAUCGACUCCAGCACCUCCUCCACCUCCAGCAUCCUCGAAACCCGCCCGAAACCGGUGAAACCGCCGCGAAAAUCCCUCGCCACCAAGCAGAUAAACACGUACGAGCCCAUCGACAAGUACGACAAAAUCGAGUACCGGAACGACGCCUGGAAGACGCUCGGCGUCGACGACGUCCGCCACACCGAGAACCCGGGCGUCGGCGACGACGACGAGGUCUACAUGUCCUGGGGGGACCAGAAGACCUCCCCCAGCAUCAUCCCCGCGCACAAGGCGCCCAAGAUAAUCACGCAGACCUCGAUUGAGGACAAUUACGACAAGUUGGAUUUUUUCGGGUCGUCGAAUAAGUUGAAUGUGAAGUCGGGGUAUAAGCAGAUUUCGGUGGCUUCGGGGUUGAAUACGGUGACGGCGCCGGCGUUUAAUGACUAUGAUGAGGUCCAGCCGGCUCUGGAGGAGAUCCGGCUGGCGGAUGAUAAGCAUCUGGGGUAUGCACUGGUGAGGAAGAGUUCGGGGAAGGAGUUGAAAAAUGUCGAUCAUGAUUUUCACAAUAAUGAACCGUAUGCGGUUAUAAGUAAGCCAAAAAGAGUCUAGUCGGGAGUUUGCCAUUUGACUUAGAAGUAUUCCGAUUUGCUUUAAAUAAAUUCAUUGGAGUUUCCGGUGCCAUGCGAAAUUUUUUAACACGAAGGAAGUUUAUUGUGAUUCUGGUGCAAACAUUACGAAAGUAUUUAUCAAGUAUUUCGAUACUUAAUAGUUUUAUUUUUUGUAUUUUAUACAGCAAUAUUUUACAGUUUUUAUUAUGCUUUUAUUAUGAUGUAUUGCCUUAUAAUUAUUAAAGAUUAUAUAUUUUUA